CGAAGUUUCCUUCUUUGUCGAUCCCACAAUCCGAUAACUUUAGUCUCCCAGCUACCCUAUAUACAUCUUUGGCUCAAUUGGCCUGGCUGCAGGAUCAGCCCCUUGCCUACGGUGGUCAACGUGCGGUUUCCCAUUUCGCAUCUGCUAUCCGCCUCACCAAGGUUGAUAUCUCUGCAAAACAGCUUACUUUACUUCAAUUAUGUUGCCGUUGAUAUAGUUGAUUCAAUUUUCUCUGAAGAAAGACCCCUUCUUUUCUUUUCCCCUGCUUAAGAAGCCUCCUGAUGGAUUUGGAAAGCUUUGCAGAUAUCCUGUUUCCCAAACUCUUGUUAGAGUGAACUGGUCAUGUCUGAGCCAGUCAAUGAUGGCAUUGAACGACUUACAACCCUCCCCCACAUGGCAAUUUCUGCUGUAGAUGGCGCAAACGUAGAUGAUGGGAAUGAUGCUAUGGCAAAAAGUCCCAGGAAGGUGGACAGUUGCUGUUCCAAUGUCGUUACCCCAGCAGUAAAGGGUGCAACUGUUUCUUUGCGAAGCAAGAGUGAGGCAGAUGCGCUCGAUGAUGGCCACCGGUGGCGCAAGUAUGGGCAAAAAGCAGGGUCGAGAAGUCAUCCCAAGAGUUACUUCAAGUGUUCAUAUGUGGGAUGCUCGGUGAAAAAGCGUGUAGAGAGGGAUCCAGAUGAUCCUGAAUUUGUUAUUACUACAUAUAAAGGCACACACAAUCACAACGUUGUUACACCUUCAGCGAAGACUAGCAGCAGUCAUGGAAGUACAGCGCGUGUGGUUGAUGGUGACUCCGUCUGUAUUGGAUCGGAUAAUAGUGGCAUAAACCUUGUGAGCGAUUUAUCAAGGAUUAGUUCGGUGAAAAGUGGCAUUACAACAGAAGAGGAAGAAUAUGGUCAUGAUGUUACCUUCGGCAGAUGUUACAGGAAGAUGGAUACUAGGAGUUCUGAUGUAACCCCAGCAGUCAAGCCCGAAGUUGUCACUUUCCGAACCAAGAGUAAGAUUGAUGUAGUGGAUGAUGGUUACCGUUGGCGCAAGUAUGGCUUGAAAUCGGUGCUGGGAAGUCCUCAUCCCAGGGCUUACUACAAGUGCACGCAUGCUGGAUGCCAUGCUAGAAAGACCGUGUGUAGGGAUUCAGAUGAUCCUGAGUUUGUUACGACCACAGUUCAAAACACACAUAACCAUGUUACUGCAGCAACUUCAAGAGGUAAGACUACUACUAAUCAUGACAUUGCAUCGUCAGCAGCUAUGGGCAGUAUUGAAUGUGAAGAAAGUAGCUACAUUACUAGCCUCGGUUUUGGGAACAAUAUGAGUUCCACUGCUGCUGAGACUCGAUGCAAUAAGAACUUUGGGCUGAACACGAGUGACCCGUUGAGGUUUGACAUAAUAACUAGCCUUGAUCUUGGAAUUGGGAUGGAUUUUUUCGCUAUCGAUGAUUUGAGCGAUUCAUUUUACUCCUUCCCUGAAAGUGGAAUGAGUUUUACUUCUGGAAAUGGAAAGGCAAAUGCCAUGCCGUCACCUGCCAGUUACUUGAUGAGGAGUGGAGAGCAGAAUGACACAAUGGCCCUUGAGUUCCAACAGCAUCAAGAGCUUGAAAAAGUUGAUGAAGGAACAUUAGAAAUAGAAGAAUCAAGGCAGUUACAAUUUCAAUUUUCCAUGGCUUCACCCGAGAAGGAGCCUUAUCACUGUAAUGAUCUCAUGAAUACAGGAAACAUAUACCUUUCAAAGUCUCCCUCAUCAUUGUAUUCUUUUUGUGCACAAUACUUUGUGUCCAUUUUCUUGCCAUAUUGUAAAUAUCAACAGCUUUGGGACGGAGGGAUGCAGCUUUUGGUAAGCUUGAAGCAUCUAGAUUUGAAGCAUUCUGCUCUACGUUGGAUACCGGACCUAUCAAAGUCGCAGAAACUUGAGGAUUUGGAACUUGAAGGCUGCAUAAACCUGGUUGGGAUAUCCUCCAUCCAACAUCUUACCAAGCUUCAACAUCUCAACCUCAAGGGGUGUCAGAGUCUCAGAGGGCUUCCUAGUCUGAUGAAGCUGAAGUUCCUCAAAACACUUGAUCUCUCUCACUGCUCAAAUCUCAACAGACUUCCUCCAUCGCUUGGUUGCAUUUCUAGUCUCUGUGAACUGAAUCUCAGAAACUGUGAAAAACUUGACCGUCUCCCUCGCAGUGUUGUACAGUUGAUGACAUCCCUUGAAACUCUCAAUAUUUCUGGCUGCUCAAGUUUAUGGAAUUCCAUUACUGGCAUCCUCAUUAGCCACUCCUCUGAAGAUGCUUCUCCUGAACCACCACAACCUAUCACACUGGUGCAAGUGGAUGCUGUUGCAGCGACCAGAGCAAGUGCUGUAGAUUCACCGCCAUCAGAGGACCCGUCUUUGGAGUCGAGGGGAGAAAAAACUAUAAUAUUGGAGGAUUCUAAUGCUUUUACGAGAGAGAAAACUAUCCUAGCCAUAAACAAUGCAGUAAAUUAUGGAUUGGAAGAGGAGCAGGGUAAGAAUGCUGCUAUUAUACCAAAGAAAGAUCGACAACAAAUUUUGAACGAUGAAGAACAUGAAGACACAGAGAGUGUAGGGAAUGAGCCACUGAAGAUUGCUGAGGCCACUACAUCUGUUUGCUGUCAAGUGGAAGACUGCGGGGUUGAACUUAGCAGUGAAAAGAUUUACCACCAAAGAGUCCAGACUUGUCAGGUCCACUGUAACACUAAUACAGCAAUGGUGGGGAAGGUAGUUCGGCGAUUUUGCCAACUAUGUUCCAGGUUUCAUCUCAUUGAAGAAUAUGAUGAAGAGGAAAGAAUCUGCCGCAGUCGAUCAGCUAGAUAUCGUCAAAAGCGCGGUAGGCAGAGUACUACUACCACUGGUACAGACUUGGAGGAGAAAUUCCUGUUACUGAAAAGAACAAGAACAAUAACAAGCGACAAUACGAUUGCAUUAGCCGAGACUGUUAAGGAGUUUCUGAGCCUUUCAUUGGAAGAUUUGGCAGAAGCCAAUGCAGUUGGCAACUUCGAGCAUGCUGUUCUCGCUAUGAUUGAGCAGUCAUCGAGUUUGGAUGACAGGGCGACGAAGGAGAGUGUGUUGGUUUCUUUGGCAGAGUGGAAACAGAGUGUUCCCGAGAUAGUGAUGAGUAUGCAGAACGCUGAAGCUGAAUCAGCUGUCGCUUCUAGAGAAAUGAGAGAGAUGGAUGUGAGGUUGACUCGUGGAGAGCUACACCUAAGUUUGCUGGAUUUGGAACUGUCUUUGAUAUCGGAGGAGGAAGAGCAGAUUGAGGCUGAGAUCCAGCGUUUGAUGACCGAGAAGAAGAGAUAGGGGAUCAUUAUUGCAUUAUUAUACCAAUACAAACUGCAACGAUCACGAUAUGUAACAGUAGAGUGAAACAAGGUUUUUUCGAGAUUGGCAGUAAUCCUAUAGACGACCAGAAGAAGAGGAGUUCUUUGGUAAACCCAUCAUUCUUUUAUACAUGAAAGCUGGGUACACUUUAUUGGCCCAAAAGUUUGUUACUGUUUCAUUAUCUGUCGUUUAGUGUCCAACUUCAUACAGAAUUCCUCCCGCAAAAGCUUUGGUUGGCUUCCAAUAGAAAGCUCCUCUCCGACCUGGCAUUAUUGCCCGCUCCGACCCAACGUAACCUUACCUCUGCUCUGCUGCAACGAUCCAUCAGGCCACCAUGCUUUUCCCAUUAUGAUCAGACCACUCUACUGUACUUCUCCCUUUCACCUCCUCUUCGUAAAUGCUGGCGCACGUCAUCCCCCAUACCCCUUUGCACAACUGCUUGAACACGGCACCAGGCAUGCAUUGUACUGACCAGUCAACAACUUCACCAUUAUACACGGAAGAAGUGGUUCUUCUCUGGUUUCUGCCCUAUCACCUCAUUCUCACCUCCUACUGGAAUUGGAAUUGGAAUUUCGAAUUGGGAUUCUUUCUCUCUCUCUCUCUGUUCCCAUAUUCCACCCACUCUUAGUUCUUCUUCUUCCACCAGUUCUCUUUUGUGCUCUUACCUCUUCUGCCUGCCUUUGCCAAUGAAAUUCUUCCUCUGGCCAAAAUCAUGCAUUCGCUAUGCUCUCCUGAAGAUGGAGAUAAGGAUGCAUGUGGACAUUUGAGAGGACAGUGUUGUUGGCUCUCGGUGAGUCGUUUCAGAAAAUGGAGGAAGGAGUCCAUGGAGGAGGAGGCGGCAGCGGAGGAGGAUUAGGAAUAGGAGAGGGCAGCAGCGGAAGAUUGGGGGUGGAGGUAAAGACGAGGGUUUUCUUUGUCUCCGUAUCAGCACCAAGAUGUAUGUUUGCUCAUUCUAACCAGAGAUUUCAUUGUUCCGUUCCAAUUGAUGCUUUGCUUUUUGUUGCACCGCCGGUGAUCGCCAUUUAUCCUUCUUCUAGGAAGAAAAGAAGCUGAACCUGAGAAGGGGUGAAAAUAGCUCAAACACACGAAAGCGUUGUAUGAAGAUGAAGAAAGAAGAACUCGCUGGAGGCCAAAGCCGGAUCCAUCUGCAAUAAUUCCACUACUGCAGCUCAUCACAUGGGCAACAAAGUUCUACCCAUCAGCAGCAAAGGCAAUGCUGCAUUGCCUCCACGGUUUCCUCUUCGUCGGCAGAGGAAUAUGAGAAGAGAGACGCCAAACCAGUCAAAGGGGAUAGCAAGACCAAGGUCAUUUCCAGGAUGAAGGAGCUCAUUAGAUGCCUGCAGCUACCAAAUCUGAGAAGAAUGGGAAGUUCCUUGGCCACAAGGUAGCAUCUUUUUAAUGUAUGAACAUUUUGGCCAAAAAUUAUGUUUUGUGUAUGUGAUCUUUUUAUAUCUCUGCCAGGUUUCACCCCAAUUUUGAAACCGAGGAGCCCUGAAAGCAAUGCAACAGGAUUCAGACCUAAAGGGAAAAAAUGGUUCAGCUUGAGAUGGGAAGCUGAACGCAGCUCCACUUGCUCGACAGUGUCGUGACUUCUUGCCCAGUCCAGGUACGGUCAAAGACAUAAAGGCAACUAGAUCGCCACGGAUUCAGACUGUGAGCGUUUAUGUACAUACAUAUAUACUUAUUGUUUCAUUCAUGUUUCUCUUCAUCCAGAGAAUUUGAACAACCUUCAUUUGACAGUUGUGGCAUUGCAGCUUUGAACAAGGCUGGAAGGAGGCAUUAGAGGAGUAUCCAUUGAUCAACGGUUUAAAUGAAUGGCAUUCCAAAUG
Molecule: messenger RNA, 5144 nt
Organism: Linum trigynum
Lineage: Eukaryota; Viridiplantae; Streptophyta; Magnoliopsida; Malpighiales; Linaceae
Source: the annotation of a GenBank genome assembly